Molecule: messenger RNA, 339 nt
Organism: Ichthyophthirius multifiliis
Lineage: Eukaryota; Ciliophora; Oligohymenophorea; Hymenostomatida
Exons: 2
Source: RefSeq, a predicted model, not a curated record
AUGGACGAAAUAAGAAAAAUAUGUUCAGAAUCUUUAAUCCCUUAUUUAAUAAAAUAACAGAAGAAGAAAAAAAAGAAUACUGGUUACGAAAAAGAUAUAACUUUUUAAAAAUUCAUAAAAGAAAUAGAACUUUGGGAUUAUGAUGAUUUCGAUGAUUAUAUUGAAGUUGUGGCUUAAAUUGCCUUUAUUUGCUUAUUUGCGUAUGUUUCACGUUUUGCUGUCAGUACCUUAUAAAAUUUAGGGGAUUGGAGCGUGGAAUUUUGUGGUAAAACUUUUGGGAUUUUUGUGUAUUUAUACAAAUAUUGCGUUCUUUUGUUUAGAUUAUUUUCAGGUUUUUGA